AUGGUCGACCUAGCUCAAGGAGAGAGCCAUAUCGUGGUACGACAUGGCGCCACAGAGUACUACCACCCCGGGUUGUUCCACAUCUCCUCCACCUUCGAACACACGGUGCCAGUCUUCAUCAGUGAUAUUGUCCACAGCAGGAACUUGUCCGCCAUCUAUGGGCCAUCUGUGUGCCGUGACAUCGUCAUGAUCAAUAACCACCCCAUAAAAACAGUUCGGGUGUUCGGACGGGUGAUCUCCAAGAGGGAGAUCUUUGCAUUUGACAACACCACCAAGGACCUGUUGUUUAUGUUGGAGUUGGACGACUGCUCCGGGAUUGAUCUGAAGAUCACCAUAAAGGUACGUGCUGCUGGCCUCGCCUACCCCAGACUAGAUUACAACUCGGUAGAUGACAAGAUAUUGGAGGUGGUCGGUACCACUCUGAUGUACAAGAACCAGCAUGAAAUAACGGCCCAGGCACUUAGAUGUCUAGAAAACACCACCAAGACUACGUACCUCGACCUCGAAAUCACGCAAUGGAAAGAACGACUAGAUUACAGAGACCGAGUCCUCAAACGGCCCUGGGUCGUCCAGCCCAUCCGGGGAACUAGUCCCGGCCUGAUUGUGACUAGGUUCGACUACAGAGACCAAAAGAGACGAGAGGCCAAGGAAAACUUGAAGUUCAACAUACACGAAGUUCCACAGCUUGCGAGAGACGAUAGCUUGAUUCUCUUUCGUACCGAAGGAAAUCUGUCUCGCAUGUCUCAUGAGGUUCAUGAUGUCGCUUCGGACUCGGACGUCGAAAUUGUCCAUGUCAAAGAAGUACCGUUGCAAAUAGUCACCCAGUUUCAAAUAUCCAUUGAAUUCAUCAAAUGGAUCAUACGACACGAUUUCCAGACGUUCCAACUAUCGCACAUCUACGGCGAUCCACACAUAUCCAACUUGCUCGAAAUCCUCGUCAAAUCAUACCGGGCAUUCGCCGAUAUAGGAGCGUCCGAUCCCAUCUACACGAAACUGUUCCAUGAGCAGAAGGAAAUUCUUUUCCACAGGAUCAGACAUGGAUUAACAACUGCCAAGUUGAUCAGCAUUACCAGGAGCCAGAGGGUGCGCUCCAAGAACCUCAAUGCAUUGUACGGCCAUCUCAAGCAAUGCUGUGAAGUCAUCAAAAACAGUAUGCUAAGGGAUAGAGAGACCAAGAUCUUGGACGUUUCGAACUACUUGGCCACAGUCAAGAGUAGAGGUCUAGUCUCAGGAGACAUAGACCUCAAGUAUAUCAAUGCCAUUGUGGACUACAUUACCACUGACGUGUGGCACGAGCGAGCUCAUUGGAAGUACGACCUCAAGCUUACCCAGUGGAGCUAUUCACAGACAUCAGUUGCUAAAGAGCUUGUGAUCCUCUAA
Molecule: messenger RNA, 1380 nt
Organism: Suhomyces tanzawaensis NRRL Y-17324
Lineage: Eukaryota; Fungi; Ascomycota; Pichiomycetes; Serinales; Debaryomycetaceae
Gene: STN1
Product: Stn1p
Exons: 1
Coding region: 1-1380 (459 amino acids)
Source: RefSeq, a predicted model, not a curated record